CUCUGAGACGGAGACUAAUUACUGAUGACAGUAGAGGUUGGGUCACUCAUUCCUCAUGCUGAACUGGGCACGGCUAUGACUUUGUUGGACCCAAACAACAGUACAGUUCACAGAUUGAAAUGGCAGUGAUGGCACAAGAUGUCCCUGGAGGCAGAUAAAAACAGUUUUGUGGUUUCCAAGGAGAGAAGUACAUCCUGUGGCUUUCAGGGUGCUGAAGAGAAAGAGGAGAUCCCAGGGAUGGGAGAGGACAGUGUUCUGGAAAUGCUGAGCUACUCCAAAUUUACAGACCUGGAGACAUGGCUGUGUAUGCCUUCUACACUGCUGCCGAGAAGUUUGGAAUCAUUAUGUGCCACCUCUCAGUCCCUGACACCUAGUGAAACUGCAGACGCUGAGAAGAAACCCAGACCGCCGGAGGGGGACACCCCGUUCUUGUCACCACCCACAAUGGCACCUCAGUCAUCAAGGUCACCGUCACCCAUUCCUAUGGGGUCCCCAGUGCCCUCUUCGUUGGAUUCUUCAGGGAGCUCUGUCCAGGGAGGGGUUAGCGUCAGGAAGCGCCGGCGUCUGGCUGCGAGUCCUGGGGGACUGCGCUGGAAUUCUUCAGGGUUGUUGCAGCGGGACUAUGACACAGCUGAAACCCUGCCUGCUCCAGGGGCCAAGCGCAGCCCUGGCAGUGACACCAGCCUCCACACUGGCCUCUUGGGAGACUUGCAAAGAGCUACCCUGACGAAGAGUGUUUCUGUAGAUGACCGCCUGUUUCAGAAACAACACAAAGAGUCGCACAAACUACUUACACGCUUGGAAAGGGGCAAGAACAAGCUGCGAAAUAUCCAUAGCCUUGGAUCAACUGGCAGAUACGAGACACAUAAAAAGUCAGAGAGCAAAAUCAGCCGCCUGACUCAGAGACUCAGUCCGAGGCAGAAUGAUGUGCUGAUCAAGGACUUCAAACCGUUCUUUCUCACUGGGUGCCCGGGUACCUCGCAGAGUCUAGACAGGAACCUGUCUGCCAGCAUGACACAGCAGUUGCAAAACCUUCAUCUGUCCCACAACAAAAAGAGCAGCGGCCCCACCUCACCUAGUGCUGCCAAACGCCUCUAUCGGAACUUGUCUGAGAAGCUCAAGGGCAGCCACUCCUCCUUUGAUGAAGCUUACUUCUUUGGCCGCUCUGAUCGCUUCCGGAAGCCCUCAGCAAUGCAGAGCAGUGAUGCUCUGUUUGAAGCUGUGGAGCAGCAGGACCUUGAUGCAGUACAGAUCUUGCUGUAUCAGUACAGCUCAGAUGAGCUGGACCUCAACACACCCAACAGUGAAGGCCUCACCCCUUUGGAUAUUUCCAUCAUGACCAACAACGUCCCCAUAGCCAGGCUCCUACUGAAGGCCGGGGCUCGUGAGAGUCCACACUUUGUGAGCCUGGAAAGCAGGGCCGUGCACCUCUCUACACUGGUCCAGGAGGCACAAAGGAGGGUGAACGAGUUGUCGGCCCAGACACUGAGUGAAGGACUGGACAACUCUGACAAGGAAAAGCAGCUUAAGGCCUGGGAGUGGAGAUACAAGCUGUACAAGCGCAUGAAAACUGGCUUCGAACAUGCAAGGGUCCCUGAGGCUCCAGCCAAUGUACGUCUGAGUGUGACCAGUAGCACGUCACUCACUAUCACCUACCAGGAGCCGCUUAGUGUCAACUCUGCAGUGGUCACCAAAUACAGAGUGGAGUGGAGCUGUCUGAAGGACUUCUCCUUGCUGGCAGGGGAAAUGAUCUUGGAUAAUCUGCAGUCUCAGAGGUGUACCAUCUCAGGGCUCACCACGGGAAGGACCUAUUAUGUGCAAGUCUCAGCCUACAAUAUGAAGGGCUGGGGCCCAUCACAGCCAUCUCUCCCACCAUCAGCUGCACCAUCCAACUGGAGGGAGUGCGAGGGACGGGAGCCGAAGCACCGUGGCCACAUCGAAGCCAUGGAGCGACUGCUGCAGCAGGUCCGAGCCACACACCAGCACUACAGCUGUGGAGAUACAUCAAAGCUUCAAAACUCAAGCCGAAAGCAGUCUGUUUCUCGAAGCCUUAAACACCUUUUUCAUUCUUCAAAUAAAUUUGUUAAAACUCUUAAAAGGGGACUCUAUGUGGCAGCAGUGUUCUAUCACAAGGACAGUCUGUUGGUAACUAAUGAGGACCAGGUCCCCAUCGUGGAGAUCGAUGAUUCCUGCACCAGCUCCAUCAUGCAGGACUUUCUGUGGUUUGCAAAGCUCUCCUGCAUGUGGGAAGAUGUGCGGUGGCUACGCCAGAGCAUGUCUGCAUCUGUUUCCUCAUCCUCCUCUACGCUGCAGGCCCGACAGAAGAUGCUGGCUGCCGCAGGGCAGCUCCAGAAUCUGCUGGGCACGCAUAACCUGGGCCGGGUCUACUAUGAGCCAAUCAAAGACCGGCAUGGGAAUGUGCUGCUGGUGACCAUAAGGGAGAUGGAGAGCCUCUACUCCUUCUUCAAUGGCAAGUGGAUGCAGGUAUCCAAGCUUCAGAGCCAGAGGAAGUCCCUGUCAACCCCAGAGGAGCCAACUGCACUCGACAUCCUGCUUAUCACCAUACAGGACAUCCUGGCCUACCAGAGGCGCAGUCAGCACCGCCUGGCACCCGGGCUCUAUCUGGGUUACCUGAAGUUGAGCAGCUCUGUGGACCAGAUCAAAGUUCUGGUUCCUCAGAAAGCGCCCAACAUGUUGUGCCACUUCAAGAUCCGGGACAACUGGAAUGUGUCCAGGGAUGAGUGGGAGUGGCUCCAGAGGCUGUCUGGCCCAGUCUACGUGGAAGGGGAGAAUGAGACAGCCACCUGCCAUAACCCACUCUUCUUCUAUGAGCUCCAGAUGGGCCUCAAAGGCCUGCUCAAACAGAUCAAUCUACCUCUGCACCAGGCCAAGCACUUCCGUCUCUACACGCAGGAGGUACUGGAGCUGGGUCACAAUGUCUCCUUUCUUCUUCUGCUACCCGCCUCAGACGAUGUCUGCACCGCCCCGGGACAGACUAAUCCUUACACCCUGCACUCGGGGUUCCUCAACCUCCCUCUUCAAAUGUUUGAGCUAGUCCACUUUUGCACUUACAAGGACAAAUUUAUCAGUUUGUACUGCCGGCUGUCCUCCGUGUUGGACCUUGACGCACUCAUUACCCAGCAGGCCUUGCGAGAAGCCAUCUCUGACACUGAAAUUUCAACCGCUAAGCAACGGCAGCAGCACAUCCUGGAUUUUAUACAGCAGAUGGAUGAGAUGUGGAGGGAUGUUCGCUGGCUUACAGAUGCCCUGCAGUAUGCCCGCUAUAAGCAACCUCUUGGUGGCCUUCCUAUCACCUGGCUGGUGGACCCCAACGUGGAGACUACAAUGCAGAAGAACGACUCCACAUCCUCUCACAUGGACUACCUCCCCACUCCUUCACCCUCACCAGAAAUGCGCAGAAGAAAGGAUUCUCAGGCUGGCUCAGAUGAGGAGGGAUGUUCCGAAGUAUUCCUCCCAACCGACAGCGAUUAUGACUCCAGUGAUGCCUUGAGCCCCAGGGACCUGGACCUGGUUUAUUCCUCCUCGCAGGAUAUUUCUCAGCAGGCCGUGUGUGCCCUGAGUGGGAGCGCUCCCGAUGUUCUGCAGGUGCACGACAUCAGAUACAGCGUGUGCCGGAGAGAUGGCCCCGAGGCAGAAUCCUGUGCUGGGAGCAUGGAAGGGCUGAUGCUGACAGCGAUACCCCCACGGAGUGCGGACAGAGUGCUCUCUGGCAAACUGCCAGCCAACCUCCCGUCCAAGCGGAAGCUGCUGCCCAGGAGCCAGGCUCAGCAGGGCAUCCUGGGUAGGCCACAGCGCUGGCUGCGUGUUCAGAGCGAGAGCCAGGCCACCUCGCUUUCUGAAGGGGUCUACACGCAGCAGCGUGACACUGACCUGCCACUGGUGUCAGUUGCUGGAGAGCUGCAAUGCACUGGCAGUCCAGAGGUUGCGAGAGUGUUGAGGAGAGACACCAAGCAGAAUGUGCGUCGAAUCACGGUGGAACCCUGCAAGGAGGCCUCUCCAAGCCAGGACACCUGCAGCUGGACCCUAGAUGUCGGGGAGUACAGCGACACCACCACUGUGUAUGAAAGCAGCACAGCUCAAGACACAGACUCUGAUGACCAAACCAAUGCUCAAGUGUCUGAAAUACUGAGCAGCACACUUUAGUGACAGGCAGCAGCAGACGUGACCCCACUGAUGAUGCUGUGGUCUCUUAGCACAUUUGUCCAUUUUUCCACCACUCUCUUUUCAUGGUAACUCUUGAAUGCCACGUGAGGGGUAGCAAAGGUGAUUUUCAAAAUAAAUGUACACAGAGCUUAGCUGGAUCCAGCAUCCACUUAACAGAAUAUGUAAAGACUGAUGUUGCUGGUCAACUAUUUUAAAAUGUAAUAUCCAUGGCUUUGACUGUUAAAAUGGUAAUAAUCAAUGCAAGAAAUUCUGAAGCACUGCAUUAACUUUCGAACUUGAAUAUCUGCCUGUUUGAGGCUGUACUACACAUAGGUUAUUUAACAAAAGAAAAAAAAUAUUUAUAUUAAUUGGCAUUCCAGAGUAAAUUUGUUUAGUAACAU
Scleropages formosus (Asian bonytongue) is the source of this 4565-nucleotide messenger RNA. RefSeq names its product ankyrin repeat and fibronectin type III domain containing 1a (gene ankfn1a). Gene Ontology annotation, molecular function: protein binding. NCBI's taxonomy places the organism in Eukaryota, Metazoa, Chordata, Actinopteri, Osteoglossiformes, Osteoglossidae. Bases 139 to 4164 code for a protein of 1341 amino acids. Gene Ontology annotation, cellular component: spindle. The transcript has 25 exons. The record is from RefSeq and is a predicted model, not a curated record. Gene Ontology annotation, biological process: regulation of establishment of bipolar cell polarity; establishment of mitotic spindle orientation.